Molecule: messenger RNA, 3977 nt
Organism: Mauremys mutica (yellowpond turtle)
Lineage: Eukaryota; Metazoa; Chordata; Testudines; Geoemydidae
Product: venom factor-like
Exons: 27
Coding region: 36-3554 (1172 amino acids)
Biological process (GO): inflammatory response; complement activation
Cellular component (GO): extracellular region
Molecular function (GO): endopeptidase inhibitor activity
Source: RefSeq, a predicted model, not a curated record
AGCAUGCUGCGCUGGGGAGUCGUCUAGCACGGGCCAUGUUUACUGCUCAUCUGCUCCGCAGGCAAUACCAAGAGCACCUAUGCAGGGCGUGUGCUUGGUACCAGCCGUCCACCAGAGCGCUGUCAAAAUGGACCAGCUACUCCCUGAUCACACCCAACGUCCUGCGGGUGGAGAGUGAAGAGACGGUUGUGGUGGAAGCCCAUGGCCUCAGUGCCCCAAUCGUGGUUACAGUCACCGUGCAUGAUUUCCCGCUUAAGAAACACAUCUUAUACCAGGUCCAAACCGACCUCAACCCUGUGAAUGGGAUGAUGGGCACAGCUGUAAUACAGGUUCCCACCAAAAACAUAACAAAAGAUUCCAGACAAAAUCAGUAUGUCGUGGUCCAGGCUAAGUUCCCUCAGCAAACCCUGGAGAAAGUGGUUCUGGUCCAUUUCCACAGUGGAUACAUCUUUAUCCAGACAGAUAAAACCAUCUAUACACCCGGGUCUACAGUCCUCUACCGGAUCUUCACCGUGGGUCACAAACUGGAACCGGUGUCUAAGAGAGUGAUUGUGGAGUUUGAGACCCCUGAGUCCAUUAUUAUCAAGAGGAUUCCCAUCUCUGCCUACUUGAAAUCAGGCAUUUCCUCCCUGAGCCAUAAUUUGCCGGAGAUUAUCAGUCUGGGAACCUGGAAGAUCACAGCCAGAUAUGAAGACUUCCCUCAGCAGACCUUCAGUGCGCAAUUUGAUGUUAAGGAGUAUGUGUUGCCGAGUUUCGAAGUCAUAUUGGAACCGUCUGAGAAGUUUUUAUACAUCGAUGGCAAUGAAGACUUCAGGGUUUCUAUCACUGCGAGGUACCUAUAUGGGAAAAAACUAGAUGGCCAUGCCUUUGUCCUCUUUGGCGUGAAGGUGGAUGAUGAGAAGAGGAGUAUCCCACAGUCUCUCAAGAGAAUCUCGAUAGAAGAUGGAGAAGGGGAAGCAACGCUGACCAGAGCGAUGCUGCAGGCUCGGUUUGCCAACCUGAAUGAACUGGUUGGCCACUCGCUCUACGUCUCUGUCACCGUUUUGACAGAAUCUGGCAGCAACAUGGUGGAAGCGGAGAGAACCGGAAUUAACAUUGUGACAUCUCCCUAUCAGAUCCACUUCACAAAAACACCCAAGUACUUCAAGCCGGGGAUGCCAUUUGAACUCAUGGUCUACAUCACAAAUCCUGAUGGCUCUCCAGCCCCCCGUGUCCCAGUACAGGCUGAAGGAUUCCAGUCAGCUGGGCCGACUCAGGGAGAUGGAACUGCCAAGCUGAUUAUAAACAUGCCCAGGGAUAGGCAACAGGUUCCCGUCACGGUAAAAACUGCCCAUCCCAACCUCCCAGCAAACCGCCAGGCCUCUAAGUCCAUGGUGGCUGAAGCCUAUCAGUCCCAAGGAGGGUCUCAGAACUAUCUCCAUCUGGCAGUGACGGCUUCUGAGCUCAAACCUGGAGACAACUUACUUGUGAAUUUCCACCUGAAGAGCAACAAUCCAGCUGUUCUGAACCAGAUCCAGUAUUUCACCUACAUAAUCCUGAAUAAAGGGAAGAUAAUUCGUGUAGGGAGACAGGCCAGGCAGGCGGGACAAAAUCUGGUGACCAUGUCCCUGCCCAUCACUCCAGAUCUCAUCCCUUCAUUCCGCAUCGUGGCUUACUACCAAGUAGGAAAUUCGGAGAUUGUAGCAGACUCGGUCUGGCUGGACAUCCAGGACACUUGCAUGGGAACGCUAGUGGUGAAAGGAGCCACCAAUGAAGACAGGAAAAUCCAUGAGCCGGGAACUGUAACAAGACUCAAGCUGGAAGGAGACCACAGAGCUUAUGUCGGCCUGGUGGCCGUGGACAAAGGAGUCUACGUUCUGAACAAAAACCGCAAAAUUACACAAUCUAAGAUCUGGGACUCGGUGGAGAAGAGUGACAUUGGCUGUACGACUGCCAGUGGAAAGGACAAUCUGGGGGUAUUUACGGAUGCUGGACUGGCCCUGGAGACGAGCAAUGGGAUUUCCACAGCCCAGAGAACAGAUCCAGAGUGUCCCCAGCCAGCAAAACGCCGGCGUCGCUCCGUUCAGCUCAUUGAGUAUAAGGCAAACAAAGCGGCAGAUUACCAGGACCAGAAGCUGAAGAAAUGCUGUGAAGACGGAAUGCACGAGAACCCCAUGGGGCACAGCUGCGAGAAGCGGGUUGGGUACAUCCUGGAUACAGAAGAAUGCAAGAAGACCUUCCUCGACUGCUGCAAUUAUAUCAAGACCAUACAUGACAAGCUGCAACGGGAGCUCCACCUGGAACUUGCAAGAAGUGACUUGGAUGAAGAUUUCAUGUCUGACAAAGAUAUCAUCUCAAGGAGCCAGUUUCCAGAGAGCUGGCUGUGGCAAGUGGAGCGGCUGAAUGAGCGACCAAAUGAACUGGGAAUUUCUUCCAAGAAGAUGCCUUUUUUCCUGAAGGAUUCCAUCACCACCUGGGAAGUCCUGGCUGUGAGCCUUUCAGAGACCAAAGGGAUCUGUGUGGCUGACCCCUAUGAGAUAAAAGUAAUGAAAAAAUUUUUCAUCGACCUCCAUCUGCCCUACUCUGUAGUGAGGAAUGAGCAUGUGGAAAUCCGGGCUAUUCUCUACAACUAUUGGGACCAAAACCUUAAGGUCUGGCUGGAGCUGAUGCACAACCCAGUUUUCUGCAGCGCAUCCACUUCCGAGGCUAAAUACCGGCAGAUCCUUGACAUCAAAGCCAAGUCCUCCCUGGCCGUGCCAUUAGUGAUUGUCCCAUUGCAGCUGGGAUCUCACAACAUUGAGGUCAAGGCAGCAGUGCAGGACAGUAUUGUAUCUGAUGGCAUGAAGAAGAAACUGAAGGUUGUGCCGGAAGGGUUGAGGACGACCAAAACAAUUAUGUCUGUCCUAUUGGAUCCAUCUACGAAAGGAGCAGGGGGAGUCCAAGAAGUGAAGGUGAAAGCGGCAGAUAUAGAUGACAUGGUUCCAGACACAGAAUCGGAGACCAAAAUCAGAAUACAAGGAAACCUGGUGACAAUGAUUGCUGAAAACUCCAUUGACGGGGCCAACCUGAAGCAUCUCAUUGUGACGCCGUCCGGCUCUGGGGAAGAGAACAUGAUCGGCAUGACCGCCCCCGUCAUCACCACCAUCUACCUGGACAGCACCGAGCAGUGGGAAAGGAUCGGGGUGGAACGUAGGGCCGAAGCCAUCAAGUUGAUCAUGCAAGGUUACACGCAGCAGAUGGCUUACAAAAAACCUGACUUCUCAUUCUCUGCUUUCAACGCCCGGCCAUCAAGCACUUGGCUGACGGCGUACGUGGUGAAGGUCUUUGCCAUGGCUAAGAAACUGGUGCCCAUUGAAAAAAAAGUUAUCUGCGAGGCAGUGAAAUGGCUGAUCCUGGAAAAGCAGAAACUGGAUGGGGUCUUCCAAGAAGAUGCCCCCGUAAUCCGCGGAGAGAUGGUUGGAGGGUACAAGGGUGCUGAGCCUGAUGUCUCUUUAACGGCUUUUGUGCUGAUUGCAUUGGAAGAGGCCAAGGACAUCUGCAAGGAUCAAGUCAACGUGAGUAUCUCUGCACCGUAGAGUCACUUCUACGUUCAUACCCAGGUUUUCCCAUCUUUCCAUCCCCUAUGAACCACGCCCCAUGGUGUUAUGCUUAUAAGAAGCACAUGAGAUCUUUUUCAGGGGAAAAGGCAAUACGCCACAUUUAUUGAAGAUACAACAAUUAACAUACGCAUUCAAUCACACACCACACACACACACUGACCCGCCAGCCAAUGUUAUAGUUAUCAGUCAGAGUCCGGAUCAAUCUAGUGGCCAGCUAGGUUGAUCACGGGUAGGUAGGAGCCAGGUUCUGUCGGUUGCAACAUGAUGCUCCGGGGAAGUCUUGGAAGAACGAACCCAAAGUUUCAUGGCUCCCCAUUUAUAUAGUGAUUUUCCUUCAUUGGGACCAAUGAGUUCUUCUUUGAGUGCUUGCUGAUAUCAAAUCCAGUUAGGUGUGUGCAU